GGAGAUCCUAUAAAUAGAAAAGACGACGAUAUGAUUGAGUUUUAGGAUCUCACAUGUUCUUUACUCAUUAUCGAGGCUAUUUAUUCCUGAAGAUGAUUGUCUGACGAGAGAAGAUUCCCUGGUUCCGCCCCGGAACAGCAAGGCAGGUGAGAGAAUGGAGGGGAUACACCGGGAGAUCUGUGAUCCAGAGGCCGAGACAGGCCAGUCCAAAUUACCUUCUUCAAAUGCACUGGGAGCCAAUGGACCAGUGCGACAGAUUCCCGUCUUUCCCCAGCUUGCCGCAAAACCGCCAGUAUCUCCCGAUCACGGUUCCAGAGAAGGAGGGAACUAAAAUGGAGAUAAAGCUGGAACCAGGAGUAAGGAUUAAUCAAUGCCCGAGGUGUGCGUCGAGGUGGAGGCAAGGGGAAGGAAGCCCUUUUUCUCAACAAGAACGGAGGUCCCGAUCUCUUAGCCACCCAACCCCUACGCCAACACCCCGGAUCUUGGCGAAUCCUCCCGAACACACAGUGUCCCUCUCUGAGGUUAACAUUCCUUCAGAAUCAGGUGGACAAACAGGAGACAGAGUAACUCUGGAUUCAGACCACCCCUUCAUCCAGGCACUGGCGGAUGCCAUCUUGAAGCGCCUGUUAUUUUGCCUCUAGUUAGCUUUAAGCCGUUUUUGUGCGAUGUUCAUCUAGCUUUAGUUAGUUUUAAGCUAUUUUCAUCAGACCUUUCGGGUACUAGUUAGUAGACACUGUUCGAAUAGUUUAGGAUUCACAGUUAGUUGUAAUUUAUAGAUCUUCUUUUCUUUAGUUUUAGCGAAAAGUACCGCUUUAGGUUUGAACAUUUCUGUUCUAACGUAGAAUUUCUUUGUUGAUUGGGACCCUCAAAGGGUUGAUGUUUAUUUAUUUCUUUGAUAAUCUCACAUCCAAAGUAGUGUCACCAGAAGCUUUAAAUUGUUCUCGAACUAAAAGUUCGGUAUAUAAAAGGUUAAAAUGGUUUACAAAACCUUUCUCUAAUUUUGGUUAAAAUAAAAUUGGAUACAAUUAAGGGCCUAGGGGAAAAAGUGAUAUGUCG
This is a messenger RNA of Belonocnema kinseyi, 1056 nucleotides long. RefSeq lists its product as uncharacterized. Lineage: Eukaryota; Metazoa; Arthropoda; Insecta; Hymenoptera; Cynipidae. The coding region runs from base 225 to 641 and encodes 138 amino acids. The transcript is spliced from 2 exons. The record is from RefSeq and is a predicted model, not a curated record.